ACAAUCCCAAAUUCAAAUUCUAUCUCGAAACCCUAACGCCUAAGGGCAUUGAGAAGAGAAUGACGCUCACUGAAGAGCAAAGAAAACAAGCAGAAGCGAACAGAUUAGCAGCAAUAGAAAAGCUAAAGCGGAAAGCACUCUCGGAAUCUACCUCCUCUGGCAUUCUUUAUCAACAAAAUUACCAUCAAUGGAGGCUCUCCAAGUACCCCAGACUUGAAAAUGAUCGGACCCAUUUCACCACAAUCCCUCAAGAUUCCUCAUUCAAUCCAGUUUCGACUACCCAUUCCCAAGGAAAAUUCCGGGUUUGGCUCGAAAUCUGCUCACCGGACUCCUUCUCAGUGAGGCCCGAUGUGCUGGAGGGGUUCCCUUAUCCCGGUGAUGAGGAGUGUUUCCGAAGAUUGAACGAUGUUUUGUCAAAUGUUGUGCCAUCACACUACACCCAAAACCAUGAAGGUGGAAAGGCUGGUGUGUACAAGCUCAUGGAUUAUGAUGCAGUUAAUUCAUGUUUACAGAAAUCUAAAUGCAUUCAAAUUGAAAAUAUACCCCACACAACAAUCAGAGUUGUUGAGAAACUCUCCCAUUCCUUUGUUUCCAGAAGAUGGGAACCAUGUCGACCAGAACAUUUAUGUGAUGACCUUGUUGACGAACUGAUUGGAAGGCUGCCCAUAUUUCUAUUUGAUGCACUUUUGCCUUUCCAACUUGAUGGUGUGAGAUUUGGUUUGCGAAGGGGUGGUCGUUGUCUUAUUGCAGAUGAAAUGGGGCUUGGAAAAACGCUCCAGGCAAUUGCCAUUGCAGGCUGUUUCAUGAAUGAGGGUUCAAUACUUGUUGUCUGCCCAGCUAUUUUGCGUUAUUCUUGGGCUGAAGAGUUGGAGCGAUGGCUUCCCUCUUGUUUACCGUCUGACAUCCAUCUUGUUUUUGGGCAUCGAGAUAAUCCUGCAUACUUGAAGAGAUGCCCAAGAGUUGUGGUUAUUUCCUAUACAAUGCUUAGCCGCUUACGAAAGACCAUGCUUGAGCAAAAUUGGGCUGUUUUGAUAGUUGAUGAAUCUCACCAUCUUCGAUGCUCAAAAAAGCCAUCAGAACCAGAUGAGAUACAAUCAGUGCUGGAUGUGGCCAGGAAGAUCAAUCAUAUCGUUUUAUUAUCUGGAACACCCUCUUUGUCAAGGCCAUAUGACAUUUUUCAUCAGAUAAAUAUGUUAUGGCCUGGAUUGUUGGGAAAGGACAAGUAUAAAUUUGCAAAUACGUACUGUGCUGUCAACAUGGUCCAAAAUACUCCUGGUUUUAAGGAUUUCUCAAAGGGUGUCCGCUUGGAGGAGUUGAAUGUUUUGCUUAAGCAAACUGUUAUGAUAAGACGUUUGAAGGAGCAAGUGCUGGUUCAGUUACCUCCUAAACGUCGCCAAAUUAUAAGAUUGCUGUUGAAGCGAUCAGAUAUAGCUUCAGCUAAGGCUUCUAUCAGUCUGAUCAGUGCUGAUGCCUCUGAAAAUAAUGCUGCCCAAGCGAUUCAUUCAGAAAAAUUUGAAGAGAAUGAUGAUGGUGGAGGAUGUAAUGAAGAACUCUGUUUUCAAGAACUGGGUAUUGCAAAGCUUCCUGGAUUUCGUGAAUGGCUUUCCAUUCAUCCAAUCAUCGAGAAGUCAGAUGCUGGGGAAGAAGUGGAUUCAAACACCAGGUCUCUUAAGAUGAUAAUUUUUGCCCAUCACCAUAAAGUUCUUGAUGGGAUACAGGAAUUCAUCUGUGAGAAAGGAAUUGGUUUUGUCCGCAUUGAUGGAACCACACUUCCUAAAGAUAGGCAGACAGCUGUACUGUCAUUUCAAUCAUCAAAUCAGGUUAAAAUAGCAAUAGUUGGUAUAACUGCUGGGGGAGUUGGACUCAAUUUUUCAUCAGCGCAGAAUGUUGUGUUCUUGGAGCUGCCUCAGUCACCAUCUUUGAUGCUUCAGGCUGAAGACAGAGCUCAUAGGCGGGGGCAGAAAAGUGCUGUCAAUGUAUACAUCUUCUGUGCAAAGGAUACUAUUGAUGAGUCACAUUGGCAAAAUUUAAACAAGAGCCUAAGCCACGUUUCAUCUACAACAAAUGGAAAAUAUGAUGCCAUACGAGAGAUAGCGGUUGAAGGUGUUUCUUAUCUGGAAACUGAUAGAAGUUCUGAUGAUCAAAUUUUAGGCAAAGCAGCAUAUGAUAAACCUUUUGUGGAGUUUGUGAAGUUACCAGGUUCCGAAGUUGCUGAUAAAGCUGCUCAAAUGAAUGAUGGAACUGCAGAGCAGAGUCAAACUGGUGGCAGAGAUCUUCAUAACAUUGGGGUUAAGCCUUCUUUCCUUUUGGAAAUUAAGGGACACUCAUUCCAACCAAAAGCAAGUGAAAAAGAUAAUGGCAUGCUGGUUCAACAGCCAGAAGAUGAUUGCUUCACUAAUCAAGUAGAUUCUCUACGGUUUGAGGUAAGCCGAUAUACUGGAAGAAUCCAUUUGUAUUCUUGUAUACGAGGGACAGAUUCAAGACCGACACCACUUUUUGAGAAUUUCCGACCUGAGGAACUUGAGUCAGCAAAUUUCCCAACUGCAGAUUCUAAAAAACCAGUUUCUAAUCUUUUUAAAAAUGACUCAGCCUAUAGGCAUGCUCUGAAGGCAUUCAUUACUGAAUGGCAUAAACUAAGGCCCAUCGAACAAAGGAAGUUACUUAGAAAGCCUCUUCAAUUACCUUUAUCUGUUGAAUUAUGCUAUUUGCAAGAAAGCAGUAACCACAAUAGGGGGGGACUGCUAAAAGGUGGAAGCAAGCGACGGACUACGCCUUUAUAUGAGAUAAGCCUUCCUUUGCCAAAAAAUUCUGUGUGGAAAAAGGUCCAACUAUGUAGUGGCUACUGCAAAAAGGAGAAAGAAUACACUCAAGCUUGGAGCCUAGCAAAUGAACCACUCUGUAAAUUCUGUCAAAAACCAUGCAAGGGUGCAAAUGCUGAAACACCUGAAUAUUUUGAGGAUCUUUUCUGUGAUCUUGAGUGCUAUGAAGAAUAUCGCUUAAGAACCAGCAACAGAUUCCUCCGACAGGAACUUUUCCAAGUUGAGCAUGGUAUCUGCACAAAUUGCCAACUAGAUUGUCAUCAACUUGUGAAAAACUUAAAGCCUUUAUCACUGCAGAGGCGGCUGGAAUAUAUCAAGAAAAUAGCUCCUAAGAUUGCCAGUCAGAAGAAGUUGGUUAACAAGCUUGUUAAUGAUCCUUCUGAGGGCAAUGCAUGGCAUGCAGACCACGUUGUCCCUGUUUACAAAGGUGGAGGUGAAUGCAGGCUGGAGAACAUGAGGACUCUUUGUGUGGCCUGCCACAAAGAUGUUACUGCAGCACAAAAUGCUGAAAGACGAACAAUGAGGAUUAAAACAAAGAAAAAACUUGAAGCUAUAAUGAGUGACCUCAAAAAUGAUGAGAAAAUGGAAAAGAAUUCUGCUUCUGUAAAGGAUGAAGGCCCCUCAAGUAUAUCAGAAGAUAUAAAUGAUGAUGAACUUUUAGUCAAGGUUCCUGGAAGUUCCUAUUGUGGGAGAGAAAGCCCUGGUACCCAAAGUGAGGGCUUGAAUUCUUUAAAACUUGAAUGAUCAGGACUAUAGUUUAGAGCCAUCUGCAUUUUGUUCUUUUUGUACAUUGGAUUGGCUUCAAUUACAUCCAUUGUGUUCUUUUUGGGCAAUAUCAAAUAUGUAGCUUUUAAGGUAUGUAGUUUUAACAUUCAACGCUGUGUUCAAAUUAUAGCAACUUGUUGACUUGUCCUCUUUCUUGAUUUGAAACCCCUGGACCAGCAGGAAUUGUUGUACUCUUGUUUAUAGGAAUAGCCUUAAGAGGGAUGCUUGUAGCUCACAAUCAGAGUCCCUGUUGGAGGAUUUCAAUGAUGUCCUUCUUUGUCCUGAAUUUUGCUUGUUGUCAGGAAGAAAAUAUAGUGGCAGAUCUCCAGGCACAGAAAGUGAUGGGAGGAAACACAGGAUUUGAACUAGGUAUUUCUCUAUCUGUACUCUGUAUAAUCUCCUGAAUACAUGCUCAAUAAUUGACUUAUCAUUUAGAUUAGUAACAGGAAGUGCCACUGCAGGAUUCUUGUCCUGAAACUCAUUGAUCGUUUUGUGUGUACCAUUUUAUGUAUAGAAAAUGAUAGAAACCCAUAACUACAUAAAUAAACCCGGAAAAUUCAA
Molecule: messenger RNA, 4145 nt
Organism: Rubroshorea leprosula
Lineage: Eukaryota; Viridiplantae; Streptophyta; Magnoliopsida; Malvales; Dipterocarpaceae
Source: the annotation of a GenBank genome assembly